UCAUCUCGCAAUUUUCCUAAAGAUCCCUACCUCUUAAUACAAGUGACUAGCGUAUGUUGCGGGAACGAAAGAGUUAAUCCGAGUUAGAAAUUCAUGCCACAUCUGUCAGAUUUUUAAGUGUGUGACGUUCAGAGGGUGAGAGAGGGAGGAGGAGAGAAAAACGGGGCUGAGAUCGAUAGAGACAGAGGAAAGGGAAGGAGGGGGAUGCACAGAGAUAAUGACAGAAAGGGAGCUGGGGUUGGAGACAUACACAGAGCGUUUGGCAGUAUAGAGCAGAGCAAAGCGCCUACAAGAUUCAGAAGAAGAGGCGUCUUAUUGCAUCCCGCUCGUAUUUGACUCCGUAACGAUUCGCCCGAAAGUGAACUAAACUGUGGAGACGGACCGCCGCCUUUUCAAACCAAGAAUCAUGUCGAUGGUUUACAAAAGUAGCUCAGCUCGAUAGCAGUUUGUUUUUGGAUUAUCGAUCUCAUCCGAUAGGAAAACAUUGUACAUUGUCGGGAUUCUUGUUUUCCCUCCGCGGCUGUGCGUCGGUCAUCUGCUCCAGCAUCGCCUGUGCUGCGUGGAGGCUUUCCACGGUCAAGGACAAGGUGCGUUUAAGGAGCACAUAAAAUACGGAAAAUGAACUCCUGUAUCCGCCUUUGAAAUCGGGCCGAAAUCCCCCCAAAAUAUUCACGGACUUCAGUGGACGUACAGGCCUAUCACUUUGCAAACAUUUACACUUACUAAGAGAUAUCUGAAAGUAAGAUAUUUUAAGACAUAUUUUGUAGAAAUGGAUGGGAAUAUGGGAGAGGUGUCGGUUCACAGUCAUGUGGAGCUUGCUCACAGUCAAGACAGUCGAGUGAUGCUGCACUCUCGAGACGUCUCUGCUGCCUUCUCGCGUCCCGCUUUGGGAAGCCCCCACAUGGGCCUGGAACAUGAGCACAGAAGCCCUGGUUACGAGCACAGUAUGUCAACACUGGGCUAUGGCAGGGAGAGCCCUGCAAACUGUGGCAGCACCUACACCACUCUCACCCCACUGCAGCCGUUUGACGACAAGUUUCACCAUCAUCACCACCAUCCCUGUUUGCCUGUCAGCAAUGUAAUCGGUAGCUUUACACUCAUGCGGGAAGACAGAGGCCUCGGAGGCAACUUCUAUAACCCCUACAGCAAAGACUUGGGCAUGGCACAAACUCUAUCGCCACCUCUGGGCAGCUCAGGUCUGGAACCAGCCAUGCACAGCUACAGCUCUUUAGGGACCCAGAAUGGACACAGUGGCCAGAUGUUAGCAGGAAGCCAUGAGGUCCAUAUGGGCGGCAAUGGGGGUAACCUAUUCUGCCGAACAGUGGCAGACUUUGGAAGGGAAAUGUCACCUCCCUCUCUAGGCAGUGACCAUGGGGUCAGCCACCAUCUGAACAAGAUGGACAGUCACCACCAGCACAUUCCUAGCUACCACCCCCAUAUUUAUACCCAGAGCUACCAGCAUCAUCACCCCAGCCAGCAGGCCUCAAAGCUAGGCGAGCUUUCUGUUUCUUCCCCCUCCUCCUCCUCCUCUUCAAGUUCUGCUCUCACCAGGGAGGGUAUGUUGGCUGGUUCCCAGAGUAGCAGCGCGAGCGAGGAGAUCAACACCAAAGACGUGGCCCAGCGGAUCAUCACAGAGCUGAAGAGGUACAGCAUCCCGCAGGCCAUCUUUGCGGAGAGGGUGCUGUGCCGCUCUCAGGGCACCCUGUCCGAUCUGCUACGAAACCCAAAGCCCUGGAGCAAGCUCAAGUCUGGCCGCGAGACCUUCAAGAGAAUGUCCCGCUGGUUACAAGAGCCAGAAUUUCAGAGGAUGGCAUCAUUGCGACUAGAAGCAUGUAAGCGGAAGGAGCAGGAACAGUCUAAGCAGGAGAGGAACCAGGGACCAAAGCGUACUCGUCUGGUCUUCACAGACUUGCAGCGACGUACACUGAUGGCGAUCUUCCGAGAGAACCAGCGGCCUGCCAAAGAGCUGCAGGUGACCAUUGCACAGCAACUGGGCCUCGAGCUUUCCACCGUCAGCAACUUCUUCAUGAACGCUCGCCGCAGAAACCUCAACCGCUGGAUCGAGGAGGGACGCCCAUCCUCCACUGGGUCCUCAGGGUCCAGCACCUCCUCCCCUACUGUCUCCUGCACUACAGCGUGAUGCGAGAAGAGGCCAGAGCUCCGCAGCAUGUGAAAGAUCUGACAUCUCUGAUGCUGACAGAGGUUUUUUCUUUUUUUUAUUUUCGGAGAUGUUUUACACAGGAAUUAAAGUACAAUUGAAACCAAAGAUAAAACCCCACAGAAGAGAUAGAUUUCUCAGCAUAGUUAUCAGUGUUUAACUGGUAGUUCAUCUUUAAUUUGGGAAUAGAACAACUGAUUUUCUUUUCAAUAGAAGAAAUCAUGUCUUAAUUUCAGUAAAAGGUGAUUGACCAAGAAUGCUGCAGUAGUUUAGUGAGCAGUCAUUUUUGGUAAACUUUUGUUUAAUACAGAAAACAGAAUCAGUAUUUUAAACAUCAAGACACAUCACUUGGACAAUUUUUUUCCUAAACAACUUGAGUGCUUUAAGUUCCCUUGAUACAAUAUGUAAAGAACGUUAUGACCAAAGAGAAAUGCCAAAAGAAUGUGGAAUGAUGUUUUCUCCUUCUUUGAGAAAUGCUUGCAAGUAACUUUGUGUGGAUUUUUAGGGGUUUAUUUCAUCUUGGAUAAAUUCUAACAAAAGCUACAGCUCACCCGCUGAUCCUGCUGCCCAAGGUUCUGUGUGGAGAGCCUGAGCCUGUGAGCAGAACUGACUAGCAUCCUCUCAAACUAAACAAUGAGCCUGAAUCCUAUAGGGAUGAAAAUGGAUCCUGAAGGAGAGGGAGGAGGGGCAGAGGAUGCGUUUUUAAAGCGUACCCUCAAGAGCACUGAUCGAUUGAUUGGUGAAUCUCGUGGGAGCUGCUGCAGAGAAAUACAGACAAAGGUACAAAGAGGAAUCCUCUGUAGAUGUACAGUGAGCACCGGCUAUUAGCAUUUGUAAUUUCCAUCCACUGAUCUGAAAAUGACCAGUAGAGAAAACUCCUGUAGAUCCAUUGCAAGAUUUUCCUUGGUGCUCAUACUGGACAAUGGAGAAAUUUAUCACCAGAUAAUGGUUUUCUACAAAUAUCAAGCACACAAGCCAUGGUGGAUUACUUAAUGCCUGCUAUUCACUCUCAAAGGCAUAUCGUUUAUCAUACACAAAAAAAAUGGAUAUCAUUUGUCACUCAAAAUCUGAACUCAAUGAACUGAAAUGUACUACUAGUUUUUAUUAUUAUUAUUAUUAUUAUUAUUAUUAUUAUUAUUAUGCGGUUAUUUAUGUAUUUAUGUAUUUAUUUCCUGAUUAUUUAUUUGCUAAAUAUUGUAAGUAUUUAUUUCAUCACAUGUUGUUUGUCUAUUAACUUGUUUCUGAUGGGAAUCCCAUCAUGAUACCAAAGAUGAAGGUUUGUCCUCCCUGAAUGUAGGCUCUGCUGUUGUUUGUUUCUGUAACGAAGCUAGUGUUCUAAAAGUCCAUUUGGAAAAAAAAAAUCACAUGCAAUGCAUUCUCAAAGUGAGAGCACCUCUGACACACUGAACAAAUCUAGAAACUGCACCAGCUAAAAGACUCACAUAGAGCUACUGUAGCUGGGAAUUCAGUCUGAAAGUUCAGCUUGGCUAUAGAUGCUUUUUGACUAGGUCAGAGGCAUCCAAGUUCCUAAAUGCGUUUGCCAUUUUCACUAGACUCAAAUUAGUCGUAAUGGAUCGAUGUGAUCCCUUCAGUUUAAAUGCAUUGUGCUCUAUACAUACACAGGCCCUGUGUCUUUUGGGAUGUGCAGCACAGUGUUACGUAGGGUUCAGCGGUACAAGACAAAGUUGCAGUGCCGUUUUGGCUGUUUUCGCGUGUCACUCCGUCUUUAACCUUCGCAGGGUGUGAAGUGAGGCCCCCUUCACAGCAUGCACUUGAAAGAGGGACCAUGAAAGAGGCCAUCGACUUUUGCUGACAUGAAAGAGGCUCUUUUUAUGUGUGUCCUGUUGGAGGCUGGGGCCGAAGCUCGCCGCUCACUCAGCCAGACCCAUGGGCUUAGGGCAUUCAGAGGGGAGGGCAGAUCAGAGAAGGGCUGCAUUACCAAACCAAGGGAUAGUGAGCAGGGAGGGAGUGUUGGAGAGUGCAAAUUAAACUUUAAUGAGUGACAAUUGUAAGCGUGCUGCGAGCAGAACAAGGACGUCUGCAUCAACGCAUGUGUUAACACUCAGCAGUUGUCCGAGUGCAGCAGUUCUCCUAGUAUGGCCAAAGGAGCCUUAUAGAUACAGCAUACUUUUUAUUUCAGAUUUGCAUGCUGCAUCUCUGAACCUAAAACAACCAUGGAUCUAUAAAGAUUCAGUGAAAGUAGCAAUCUUAGGGAGCCCCUAGUGGUUAAAGGUUUUUGCUGUCUCUUAAAAGAAAAUGGCUGAAUUUUUUAGAGGAUGGGCCAGACACAAAUACAGGCCAAAGGGGUGUGAAGGAGCUGUAGGAAUUGGUCUGUAAAAACUGGACUGCACUGUGCUAGGGAUGUUUUGGCAUGUACAUGCUGUAAACAUACACUCUUGUUAAUGUCUCUCAUUUCUCCUUGAGCAUAUAUGUGUACACUACUGUAUGGAAGCAUUCGCAUACCCAUUUGAAUCCUGGACAGUGGCUGGCCCAUAUUUUCUGGCUACGACUGUACACAUGACUUCAUUUUUGCCAUUCACCCCAUUCACUACUACAAAGAAUUCAUCUACCUCAAUUGUGUGUGGUGUAGCUGAUAUGUAACUGUACCAAAGAUCCCAUGCAUUCAGGGAGAGUUUGUGUCUCAUCUUUUCUAACCAAAUGUGCUGGAAUCAAUCUGAAAGCGCUAAUCACAGUUUUAUCUACAGACAAAGAUAAAACAUACAUACAGAAGGAGAACAUAUUAGAUGUCUGUGUGUUGACAGGGAAAUAAAAAUCAUCGAUGCAGAUACCAAAUGGGACAAUCGAAGCAGGAAAGGGUGGUCUUGCUGUAUUUUUGAUUGUUUAUUCUUCCCACAAGAGUGUAACCAGUUAAAAAAUAAAAUAAAAAAAGAAUAGUUGACAGUUGAAUAUAGAUGACUUAAGAGCCAAACUUGACUAAAACUGUAAAGUGUCUGUUCAUAAUAUAGUUACAGCCACUGGACACCUUUUGUAAUUUGUCUAAAUAGAAUCUAAUUUUAGAAGACAAUGUUACAUUGCUAGAGAACUUUUGAAGUAUAUACACUGACCUUUCAGCUUGUAGAACUGAAAGACACUUUAGAACAAAAGUUGGCAUCUGAUUUUCUUGUUUAAAAGGUGUUCGAUAUUGUGAUCUCUAAAACAUAUAAAGGUUACAGGUACCAAAAAGCUUUAAAGUCAUUGCCAUUCAUCGUGUUUGUGUCGGUUUUUAUUUGGGACAUUUGUCAGUAAGUCAUUGUGCCAUUCUCUCCUCAUGUUAACCUAUGAAUGUUGCUAACCAACCAAAGGUUUUGAAUCAUGACAGUCUACGUGUCAAUCAUAACUGGAUGUUGUGUACCAAUUUUGAAAAUCCUUUGAUACCUCAUGUGAAAUUGUUUGUGGUGAUGUUGCACUAAUAAAA
Molecule: messenger RNA, 5573 nt
Organism: Hemibagrus wyckioides
Lineage: Eukaryota; Metazoa; Chordata; Actinopteri; Siluriformes; Bagridae
Gene: onecutl
Product: one cut domain, family member, like
Exons: 3
Coding region: 770-2140 (456 amino acids)
Biological process (GO): regulation of transcription by RNA polymerase II
Cellular component (GO): nucleus
Molecular function (GO): DNA-binding transcription factor activity, RNA polymerase II-specific; RNA polymerase II cis-regulatory region sequence-specific DNA binding
Source: RefSeq, a predicted model, not a curated record